Molecule: messenger RNA, 3755 nt
Organism: Gasterosteus aculeatus aculeatus (three-spined stickleback)
Lineage: Eukaryota; Metazoa; Chordata; Actinopteri; Perciformes; Gasterosteidae
Gene: sema3c
Product: sema domain, immunoglobulin domain (Ig), short basic domain, secreted, (semaphorin) 3C
Biological process (GO): semaphorin-plexin signaling pathway; negative chemotaxis; axon guidance
Cellular component (GO): plasma membrane
Molecular function (GO): semaphorin receptor binding; chemorepellent activity
Source: RefSeq, a predicted model, not a curated record
UCUCUCCUCUCCUCCUCCUCUCUCCUCUCUCCUCUCUCCUGUGCUCUCUCAGUCGAGCUGCUCCGUGAGCUCUUGGAUGGAAUAGCAGCGUUUGCCCUAUUUGGUGAAAACUGGAAGCAAGGCGGCGGCGAGCAGUCGGGCUUCCUGCAGCCAUGGGCAGGCCGGGGGGGUCGGCCAGGCCACCUCCGCUGUUAGCUUCGGCGCUCCUGGCUCUCUCUCUCCUCUCCACGGGGGUCUGCGGCCUCCCGCACCCGCUGCCAAGAGUCUUCCUCUCCUUUGAAGACCUGCAGGCCUCCCAGGCCUUUGAACACUACAGCAUAUCAGAGAAGGCCAUGGACUACAGGAUCCUGCAGAUGGACGAGGACCAAGACAGGAUGUACGUGGGCUGCAAAGACCACGUCCUCUCCAUGGACAUUAACAACAUCACCCAUGGCACACUUAAGGUGUUCUGGCCUGCGUCUACGAGCAAGAUAGAGGAAUGCCAAAUGGCGGGAAAGGAUCCGACGCACGGCUGUGGGAACUUCAUCCGGGUGGUGGAGCCGUAUAACCGGACUCACCUGUUCAUGUGUGGCAGCGGCGCGUACAGCCCCGUCUGCGUGUACGUCAACAGGGGCCGCAGACCAGAGGAACAAGUCUUUCACAUCGACUCCAAGAGCGAAUCUGGAAAAGGGAGGUGCUCCUUCAACCCCGAAGUGAACACAGCCUCCGUCAUGAUCAACCAGGAGCUGUUCUCAGGCAUGUACAUCGACUUCAUGGGGACGGAUGCAGCCAUCUUCAGGAGCCUGACCACGAGAAAUGCAGUGCGCACCGACCAGCACAACUCCAAGUGGCUCAGUGAGCCAAUCUUCAUCGACGCCCACCUGAUACCAGACGGAACAGACCCCAAUGAUGCCAAAUUGUAUUUUUUCUUCCGUGAGAGGCUGACAGACAACAGUGGGAAUACCAAAAAUAUCCAGACCAUGGUGGCCAGAGUGUGUCCGAGCGACAUCGGAGGACAGCGGAGCCUCGUCAACAAAUGGACCACCUUCCUCAAGGCCAGGAUGGUGUGUUCAGUACUGGAGGAGGACGGCACCGAGACUCACUUCGACGAACUGGAAAAUGUGUUUCUGCUGGAAAGCGAUCAGCCCAAGGGCCUGAUGGUGUUCGGCGUCUUCACAUCAACGAGCUCCGUGUUUAAAGGCUCGGCGGUGUGUGUGUACAACAUGGCCGACAUCCUCACCGUCUUCAACGGGCCCUUCGCUCACAGGGAGGGGCCCAACUUCCAGUGGGUGGCCUUCCAAGGACGGAUCCCUUACCCAAGGCCAGGGACUUGUCCCGGUGGAGCCUUCACGCCCGACAUUCACACAACAAAGGAGUUCCCGGACGACGUGGUGACCUUUGUACGAAACCACCCGGUCAUGUUCAACCACAUCUACCCGGUGGGGAGGAGGCCUCUGGUGGUACGGACCAACGCCGACUACAAAUACACAUCGGUGGCGGUGGACCAGGUCAUGGCCGCCGACGGCAACUACCAGGUGCUCUUCUUGGGCACAGACAAAGGAACAGUCCAGAAGGUGAUUGUGCUCCCGAGCAAUCAAUCUAUGCAAGAAGAUCUGAUCCUGGAGGAGCUGGAAGUGUUUAAGAACCGAGCUCCGGUUACAAACUUAAGAAUAUCCUCAAAAAAGCAACAGCUGUACGUCAGCUCCGAGUUCGGGGUCUCGCAGGUCUCCCUGCACCGCUGCCACGCCUACGGCUCGGCCUGCGCCGACUGCUGCCUCGCCAGAGACCCCUACUGCGCCUGGGACGGCCUGAGCUGCUCGCGCUUCUACCCCACCGGCAAGAGGAGAAGCAGGAGGCAGGACAUAAUGCACGGAAAUCCGCUCACCCAGUGCAGAGGAUUCAACCUGAAAGCCUACAGAAACGCAGUGGAGAUGACGCAGUACGGCGUGAAAAACAACACCACCUUCCUGGAGUGUUUUCCCAAGUCCCCUCGGGCGUCCAUUCGCUGGCUCAUUCACAGGGACAACGACAGGCGGAAAGAGGUGAAGCUGAGCGACCGCGUCCUCUCCACGGAGCACGGCCUCCUCAUCCGCUCCGUCCAGCUGUCGGACCAGGGCCUCUACUACUGCCUGACCACCGAGAACAGCUUCAAGCGCACCGUCGCCAAGAUCCGCCUGCUGGUGCUGAGCGACGCCAUGGUGAGCGCGCUGACGGACAAGCGGCAGUCGCCGUGGGCCUGGGCCGCCUCGUUGCACCCCAAGGCGCUGCUGGCGGCCUUCAGCCCGGCGGAGAGCCUGGCCGUGCAGCAGUACUGCAAGGAGAGGAAGCAGCGGCAGAACCUGCAGCAGAAACAGCAGCCGCCUCGGCCGCCGCCGGGACCCCUCAGGGGGGACCUGGCCAAGCUGAAGCCCCUGCUGGACCGGAGGAAGAGCCGCAACCGGCGCGAUCACCUGCCGGAGGUGUGAGGUGCGGGGGGGGGGGGGGGGGGCUCGAAAGACUAGAGGCAAACGCCCCCUCAAAGCCAGACCUUUUUUUUUCUUCCCAACUCUCAUCUCAAGCUGCAGAGCUGUUUCUCCUUUUUCUUGCAUGAGGUACUGUGACCAGAUGGCUGUGACAUCCACUAGCUCGCCACCCCCCCCCCCUCCCCACGGGCACCCACGACCCAGGUGGCCCCCCGCUGGGGCACUAAUAAACGCUGCCGUAAGGGGGAAACACCUUGAGACGCAGCCGCGGUCAACGAUCUUAUUUGGGGAUGUAGUUGAGGGGAAAAGAGCUCACGGUGGGUUUGUUCUUUUCCUUUUGUUCGCAUCAAAAAAGAGGCGAUAACUUAAAAUGAACAGAGGAGAUCGAUAAAAAGGGACGAUUUAGAGUGAGCGCCUUCUCAAAUUAUAACUGAUUAGUAUAUUAUUAGACUGUAUUUACUUUAAACUAACAAACGCGUCUCUGUUGAGUGAAGAGACCGAAGCGGCUUUAGGGAAAAGAGGCUAAACGACUCUCGCGGGUCGACUGCUUCUGUCCCCGUCUGCGGCGGCUCGCGCCGUGGUUCCAUCCGAGCGCUGUGUAGGUUAAAAAAAGAUGCAGAUCAGAGGCCCCGCUUGACAUCCUGACGCUACCCAAACAGACACGCAACCAGAAUACCGAGUAGCGUAUCAAAUGCUGCUUGAUCUGCUGCAAACAUUUCACUCACUCCCCCCCGUAUUUAUUCAUAUUACUCAGUCGCAACUCGAGAAUCCACCUCACUGUGAUUCAGCUGCAUUUUGUGUUAUACUUCUCUUGUUCGGAGCACAGAUUAUCGGUUAUGUAGAGGUGUCUUAAUUCUUUCCUGGGUUACAUUUGGGUAGUUUUACAGCAUAGUUUUCAUCCAAGGUGCAGGAACGUGACGCUACUCUUUCGUCUACAGCAUAGAGGACGUAUUUAAUUCAGAAAUAGUCAUUCAAUUGCUUUAUCAGAGACGUGGUUAAUGUAGAUAGAGAUUAAUCACUGCUUGUGUACAUAGUAUGUUUUAUUUGUUUCAUCCUUUUAAUUUAAUGCUGAUGUUUGUGAAAAUGUGUACAUAAUUUCAACAUAAUUCACCAGCCAUGACUGUAUCUGUAAAUUGCAGAGACAUUACGGUAUUAUUUUCAUUUUCAGAAAAGACUCUGUGGUCUGCGUUUAAUAAAGCUGUGCGACCGGCAAACGCGUCAACUUCGACUCGGUGUAACUUCAGUGUCAUGAAUCAUGUAUUUUUAUUUAUUAAUGUCGUAAUAGCCUGAAUAAAUCUCUUCCGAUGAAUCUCA